Elephantulus edwardii (Cape elephant shrew) is the source of this 1605-nucleotide messenger RNA. RefSeq names its product zinc finger protein 250 (gene ZNF250). The coding region runs from base 1 to 1605 and encodes 534 amino acids. The transcript is spliced from 4 exons. The record is from RefSeq and is a predicted model, not a curated record. Gene Ontology annotation, biological process: regulation of DNA-templated transcription. Lineage: Eukaryota; Metazoa; Chordata; Mammalia; Macroscelidea; Macroscelididae.
AUGGCAAGAACUGGGCUCCUGCCAGUGGCAAGACCUCAGGCUGCUGUGACCUUUGAGGAUGUGGCUGUGCUUCUCUCUCAGGAGGAAUGGGACAGCCUGGGCCCUGCUCAGCGCGGCCUCUACUGCAAUGUGAUGAUGGAGACUUAUGGGAAUGUGGUCUCUCUGGGACUCCCAGGAACCAAGCCUGACGUGAUCUCCCAGCUAGAACGAGGGGAAGAACCCUGGGUUCUGAAUUGGCAGGAGACUGAGGGGAGAGAGCACCAUAGGAAUGGCCACUCAGAAUGUGAGACCAAGGAAGAGAAACAAAAUAGGGAUUUGAGUCAGAAGCCUUUCAUUUCAGAGGAAAUAACAGUGAUUCUGGGGGAAAACCUUUUGGGGCAUAUUGAUCAGGAAAACAGUAAAAUUGAGAGAAGCUCCUAUCUGUGUUCAAACCCCAUUAGCAAUCAGGAAGUUAAAAUCUUGAGCCAGAGCAUACCCUUUACUCAGCAUCCAGUGGUUCCCACUGGAGAGAAACCCUACAAAUGCAUCCAGUGUGGAAAGUCCUUUAGUCGGAGCUCCCAUCUCCUGCAACAUCAGAGAAUCCACACUGGGGAGAAACCUUAUGUGUGCAGUGUAUGUGGGAAAGCCUUCAGUCAAAGCUCAGUGCUCAGUAAACACAGGAGGAUUCACACAGGAGAGAAGCCCUAUGAGUGUAACGAGUGUGGGAAAGCCUUCAGGGUAAGCUCAGAUCUUGCCCAACAUCAUAAAAUACACACAGGAGAGAAGCCUCAUGAGUGUGUGGAAUGCAGAAAGGCUUUCACUCAGCUCUCACAUCUCAUCCAGCACCAGCGUAUCCACACAGGAGAAAGGCCGUAUGUGUGUCCACUGUGUGGCAAAGCCUUUAACCACAGCACUGUGCUGCGGAGUCAUCAGAGAGUGCACACUGGGGAGAAGCCUCAUGAGUGCACUGAGUGUGGGAAGACCUUCAGUGUGAAGAGGACACUUAUCCAGCAUCAGAGGAUCCACACUGGAGAGAAGCCGUACACAUGCAGUGAGUGUGGGAAGGCCUUCAGUGACCGCUCAGUCCUCAUUCAGCAUCACAAUGUGCACACAGGGGAGAAGCCCUACGAAUGCAGUGAGUGUGGGAAGACCUUCAGCCACCGAUCCACUCUGAUGAACCAUGAGCGGAUCCACACUGAUGAGAAACCUUACGAAUGCUAUGAGUGUGGGAAGGCCUUUGUUCAGCACUCACACCUGAUUCAGCACCAGAGGAUCCACACUGGGGAGAAACCCUAUGUCUGUGGUGAGUGUGGGCAUGCAUUCAGUGCACGUAGAUCUCUAGUGCAACAUGAAAGAAUUCACACAGGUGAGAAGCCAUUUCAGUGCAUGGAAUGUGGCAAAGCCUUCAGCCUGAAAGCGACUCUGAUUGUGCACCUGAGGACUCACACAGGUGAGAAGCCCUAUGAGUGCAAUAGCUGUGGGAAGGCCUUCAGCCAGUACUCUGUACUUAUCCAGCACCAGAGGAUCCACACAGGUGAGAAGCCCUAUGAAUGUGGGGAGUGUGGUCGCGCCUUCAACCAGCAUGGGCAUCUGAUCCAGCACCAAAAAGUCCAUAAGAAACUGUAG